Molecule: messenger RNA, 1263 nt
Organism: Betta splendens (Siamese fighting fish)
Lineage: Eukaryota; Metazoa; Chordata; Actinopteri; Anabantiformes; Osphronemidae
Product: homeobox protein Hox-B3a-like
Exons: 3
Coding region: 484-1254 (256 amino acids)
Biological process (GO): regulation of transcription by RNA polymerase II
Cellular component (GO): nucleus
Molecular function (GO): RNA polymerase II cis-regulatory region sequence-specific DNA binding; DNA-binding transcription factor activity, RNA polymerase II-specific
Source: RefSeq, a predicted model, not a curated record
CUGACUGGAUGAGGAUGCAGCCGCUGACCACCUGUCAUCUAUAUUCACCCUGUAGAUCCGAAUUUGUGUAAGUACAGCAGCAGCCACAAGUUCGCAUCUUGGGGAGCAUGUAGGUGAUGACUUCACCCCGAGCGGAGCAAACGAGCAGGUGAACCGAGGCUGCAGCAGCUCCACGUUCUUACACAAUAUGACAUGUGUGAAAGUUGCAGGGCGACUCCUCAAUGUGGUCUUUGUUGUGCGCACCAUUCAUCACGUCUUCCUUUCACCGGAGCCGAGGAGGAGUCCUGCAAGGAGCCGCGAGCAGGAGUCCACGACUACAGACGGCCCGAACCAGAGCGGACGAGGAGGAGUGAUGGAGAUGAGGAGGCGAGAAGAAGAAGAACCAAGCCAGAAGCGCCGGCUCUCUGGAAACCUGCCAUGUGACACUUGGCUGCCGGCGCCGCUGCACAAGGUCAAAGGGGCCCCGGUGCACAUUUCAUAGAAAUGCACAAAGCCAGCGCUGCGCGCGACGUCCAGCGCGUCGUCAGCGGCGCUGCGCGCGGCGGCGGCGGGUUCGAGCGCACUCACCGAGCGACUGCACACCAGCAAAUGGCGCAACGGGAGACGGCGGAGCUGAGGUCAAAACAACAGAAGCUAAUGAGCAAAAAGAUUUUCCCCUGGAUGAAAGGUUCCAGGCGCCCGAACCAGAACCAGGACAGGAGAGUCCCAGAAUGCACCGUUAACGAGAAGUGUCCAAGCGCGACCCCGACCUCCAAGCGGACGCGCACCGCGUACACGAGCGCGCAACUGGUGGAGCUGGAGAAGGAGUUCCACUUCAGCCGCUACCUGUGCAGAGCGCGGCGCGUGGAGAUGGCGAACCUGCUGAACCUCCACGAGAGGCAGAUCAAGAUUUGGUUUCAGAACCGGCGGAUGAAGCAGAAGAAGGACGAGCGGCUGCAGGGCCUCGCCGGCAGCGCCACCGCCUCCUCCUCCUCACCCCCGUCCUCCCCCUCCGCCCCGGGCAGCCCCACGCUGUCGAGCCUGGGCUAUGUCCACGUGGGCGGGGACUACCAGCAGGCCUCUCCCCCGCUCAUGUCCCAACAGCAGCAACCCCCGCCAGAGUACCUGGAGCAGUUCUCCAAAUACCCCGCUCCACGACUCACGCACGGCCCGCACCUCGACACGCACAGCCUCGACUUCGACCGCACAUACUUCUCGCAGAGCUACGCUUCUCAGGACAGAAUAAUGCAAGCUCCAAAACUGACUCAUCUGUAAAAACGGAAA